This is a messenger RNA of Topomyia yanbarensis, 547 nucleotides long. RefSeq names its product ejaculatory bulb-specific protein 3-like. The coding region runs from base 40 to 420 and encodes 126 amino acids. Lineage: Eukaryota; Metazoa; Arthropoda; Insecta; Diptera; Culicidae. The transcript is spliced from 2 exons. The record is from RefSeq and is a predicted model, not a curated record.
GACCUCAUCCCGAGAAAGCUGAUCCCAACACUCAUCACCAUGAAGCUCAUCGUUAUUGCUCUGGCCUUGCUUGUCCUGGUUGCUGCCGAGGAUGACAAGUACACCACCAAGUACGACAGCGUCGACACGGAUGAGAUCCUGAAGUCGGACCGUCUAUUCGCUAACUACUUCAAGUGUUUGAUGGACGAAGGUGCUUGUACCCCGGAUGUCAACGAGCUGAAGAAAGCUCUGCCUGAUGCUCUGGAGAAUGACUGCGCCAAAUGUAGCCCCAAGCAGAAGGAAACCAGCACCAAGGUUAUCAAGAAUCUGACCGAAAACCGUCCCGAACAGUGGAAGCUCCUGAAGGCCAAGUACGACCCCAACAACAAGUACGUCGAGAAGUACGCAUCCGAUGCCGACAAGGAUGGAAUCAAGCUGUAAACAAGUUCCUAACAUCUGGUUUUGACUGACGUUUUGCUGGACAAAGCGAAUGCCGAAAAUUGACCCUUGACUCCAUAUUGACAUUUGGCCGCUAGAUGUGACAGUGAAAUAAAGAAAUUACCCCUAA